AUGCUUAAGUUUGCUGGUAAAAAAUACUACUCGCAGUUCGCUAAGGAUAGCUUCCGACUGUCUAAAUUAUCGAAUGGAAUGAAGGUAACGACAUCAGGAUCUCCGGGUCAUUUUAGUGCCUUGGGGCUGUACAUCGGCGCCGGAUCUCGUUAUGAGAAAAGGAGCCUCAAGGGCUGCACACAUAUUCUUGAUCGAUUGGCGUUCAAAUCUACAGAGCAUCAAGAUGCGAGGACCAUCACUGAGACAUUGGAGCUACUGGGAGGGAAUUACCAAUGCACGUCGUCCCGAGAGACGAUGAUGUACCAGGCGUCUGUGUUCCAUAGAGAUGUCGAAAAGAUGCUGAAUCUUAUGUGCGAGACUGUCAGAUUUCCAAGAAUUACUGAAGAAGAGUUGGAAGAGCAAAAGUUGACCGCGCAGUACGAAAUUGACGAAACAUGGUUAAAACCGGAUCUGGCUCUACCCGAACUUCUACACACUACUGCAUACUCUGGAGAGACUCUGGGCUCGCCAUUGCUUUGUCCUCGUGAACUGGUUCCAUCUAUUUCACGUUAUUACUUGAUGGACUAUAAAAAUAAAUUUUAUACACCUGAGAAUACGGUUGCAGCGUUUGUUGGGUUACCACAUGAAAAAGCAGUAGAGAUCGCCGAAAAGCAUUUUGGUGAUUGGGAAUCUAGUCACCCUCCUAUUUCCAAGUCUGCAGCAGUUUAUACUGGCGGUGAAACUUGUAUUCCACCCGGCCCCGUUUUCGGUGGCCUUCCAGAACUGUAUCAUAUACAGAUUGGUUUCGAAGGGUUACCCAUCGAUCAUCCUGAUAUCUAUGCACUAGCUACUCUACAAACUUUAUUAGGUGGUGGUGGAUCUUUUAGUGCUGGUGGCCCGGGAAAAGGUAUGUAUUCACGGCUGUACACACACGUUCUAAAUCAAUUCUAUUUCAUUGAGAAUUGUGUCGCAUUCAAUCACUCAUACUCUGAUUCUGGUAUAUUCGGAAUAUCCGUUUCAUGCGUGCCGGAAGCAGCAUCGCAAGUCGUGGAGGUUAUAGCUAGUCAAUUUCACAAUACAUUUGCGAAUGAUAACUUACAGUUGACUGAAGACGAAGUAUCUAGGGCGAAAAAUCAAUUAAAGUCAUCUUUAUUGAUGAAUUUAGAAUCCAAAUUAGUGGAGCUGGAAGAUAUGGGUAGACAAGUUCAGAUUCAUGGCACUAAGAUUCCUGUCUCGGAGAUGAUAUCGAAGAUUGAGAAAUUGACGCCGAGUGAUAUAAAACGUGUUGCCGAAAUGGUAUUUACUGGAAAAGUUCGUAAUUCAGCAAACUCUAGUGGUAAGGCAACUAUAGUUAUGCAAGGUACCAGAGAGGCUUUUGGUGAUGUAGAAGGCGUGUUGAGAAAUUACGGACUGGGCAACUAUCCAAAAUCUACUAGCCAUUCUUCUCAAAGCAUAAGCAAAAAGGCAAAAUGGUUUUAG
This is a messenger RNA of Zygotorulaspora mrakii, 1458 nucleotides long. RefSeq names its product mitochondrial-processing protease subunit alpha (gene MAS2). Gene Ontology annotation, molecular function: metalloendopeptidase activity; metal ion binding. The record is from RefSeq and is a predicted model, not a curated record. The coding region runs from base 1 to 1458 and encodes 485 amino acids. NCBI's taxonomy places the organism in Eukaryota, Fungi, Ascomycota, Saccharomycetes, Saccharomycetales, Saccharomycetaceae. Gene Ontology annotation, cellular component: mitochondrion. The transcript has a single exon.